CUGGGAGCUUGCUGGGAGCUUGCUGGCAGCUGCAUCAGUCUGUGUGAGAGCAACGUGCACUUGUCUUGGUCGCUUUCUGAAUUUGUUUCUCAAAUUAUUUUAAAAUGUGUGGCAUCUGGGCCCUUUUUGGCAGCGAUGAAUGCCUUUCAGUGCAAUGCCUUAGUGCCAUGAAGAUUGCCCACAGAGGCCCUGAUGCUUUUAGAUUUGAGAAUGUGAAUGGUUUCACCAACUGUUGCUUUGGCUUCCAUCGCUUGGCUAUUGUUGACCAACUUUAUGGCAUGCAGCCUCUUCGUGUAAAGAAGUUCCCUUACUUAUGGCUUUGCUACAAUGGAGAGAUUUACAAUUUCAAGCAGUUGGAAAAAAAUUUUGGAUUUGAAUAUCAAACACUGGUGGAUGGGGAAGUAAUCCUUCACCUCUAUAGUGAACAUGGAAUUGAAAAAACUGCUGCCUUAUUGGAUGGUGUAUUUGCAUUUAUUCUCUUGGAUACAGCAAACAGAAAAGUCUAUUUGGGAAGGGACUCUUAUGGUGUCAGGCCACUCUUCAGACUUUUGACUGAUGAUGGCUUUUUGGCAGUUUGCUCUGAAGCCAAAGGUCUUAUUGACUUGAAGCAUUCAAUGACUUCAUGUCCAAAGGUUGAUCCUUUCCCACCAGGCCAUUAUGAAGUUUUUGAUUUGAAACCUUCUGGAAAAGUGACAUCGGUGGAAGUAAUCAAAUUUCAUAAUUUCAGAGAUGAACCACUCCACGCAGCUUAUGACACCUUAGAUAAACUGCAACCAGGAACUGAUCGUGAAACGGUAAAAAGGAACAUUUGUUGUUUGUUUGAAAAUGCCGUCAGAAAGCGGUUAAUGGCACACAGAAGAAUUGGCUGUCUUUUGUCAGGUGGUCUGGACUCAAGUUUGGUUGCUGCAACUCUUAUAAAGCUAAUAAAGGAGCGUAAUAUGCAUUACCCCCUACAAACCUUUGCAGUAGGUACGGAAGAUAGUCCUGACUUAUUGGCAGCCAGAAAGGUAGCGUUGCAUAUUGGCAGUGAGCACCAUGAAAUCAUGUUUGAUCCAGAAGAAGGGAUUCAAGCAGUAGAUGAGGUUAUCUUUUCCUUGGAAACCUAUGACAUUACCACUGUUCGUGCUUCUGUUGGAAUGUACUUGAUCUCCAAAUAUAUAAGGAAAAAAACAGACAGCGUGGUCAUAUUUUCUGGAGAGGGAUCUGAUGAGCUUACUCAAGGGUAUAUAUAUUUCCACAAGGCUCCUUCUGCUGAAGAGGCUGCAGAAGACAGUGAGCGAUUACUAAGGGAACUUUACUUGUUUGAUGUACUUCGUGCAGAUAGGACAACGGCAGCGCAUGGUCUAGAGCUCCGAGUGCCAUUUUUAGAUCAUCGCCUUACUGCUUAUUAUCUUUCUUUGCCUCCAGAGCUUAGAAUUCCUAAGAAUGGAAUAGAAAAAUAUCUCUUGAGAGAAUCAUUUGAAGAUUCCAACCUGCUACCCAAAGACGUAUUGUGGAGACCAAAGGAAGCAUUUAGCGAUGGUUUAACAUCUGUGAAGAAAUCAUGGUUUUCUAUGCUGCAAGAGCACAUUGAACAACAGGUGGAUAAUAUUGUGUUGGAAAAGGCAGCUGAAAAAUUUCCUUUUAAUCCACCUAAGACAAAGGAAGGCUACUUCUAUCGCCAGAUCUUUGAAAAGUAUUACCCGGGGCGUGCUGGCUGGCUGACUCACUACUGGAUGCCUCGAUGGAUUAGUGCAACAGAUCCCUCUGCCCGCACACUAAAGCAUUACAAGUCAGAUACCAACGAAUAAGUUCUAUUUAGCUAUUCCUCAUUCCAUUUUAAUUCCUCAAUAAAAUAUCCAUUGGGUUUUUUGUUUUC
This is a messenger RNA of Xenopus tropicalis (tropical clawed frog), 1858 nucleotides long. RefSeq names its product asparagine synthetase (glutamine-hydrolyzing) (gene asns). The record is from RefSeq and is marked validated. Gene Ontology annotation, biological process: L-glutamine metabolic process; L-asparagine biosynthetic process. Gene Ontology annotation, molecular function: asparagine synthase (glutamine-hydrolyzing) activity. Lineage: Eukaryota; Metazoa; Chordata; Amphibia; Anura; Pipidae.